This is a messenger RNA of Echinops telfairi (small Madagascar hedgehog), 886 nucleotides long. RefSeq names its product X-ray repair cross complementing 2 (gene XRCC2). The record is from RefSeq and is a predicted model, not a curated record. Bases 22 to 864 code for a protein of 280 amino acids. Gene Ontology annotation, molecular function: four-way junction DNA binding; ATP binding; ATP-dependent DNA damage sensor activity. The transcript has 3 exons. Gene Ontology annotation, cellular component: replication fork; Rad51B-Rad51C-Rad51D-XRCC2 complex; centrosome. Gene Ontology annotation, biological process: DNA strand invasion; double-strand break repair via homologous recombination. Lineage: Eukaryota; Metazoa; Chordata; Mammalia; Afrosoricida; Tenrecidae.
GAAAGUUGAGCCUUCGGGGCAAUGUGUAGUGAUCGGCACAGGACAGAGUCUGGAACGGAGCUUCUUGCCCGACUUGAAGGUCGAAGUUCCUUGAAAGAAAUGGAACCAUAUCUGUUUGCCGAUGAAGAAUCGCCUGUGCAUGGUGAUAUUCUUGAAUUUCAUGGUGCAGAAGGAACGGGGAAAACAGAAAUGCUGUAUCACUUAACAUCACGGUGUAUACUUCCAAAGUCAGAAGGUGGACUAGAAAUAGAAGUCUUAUAUAUUGACACAGAUCACCAUUUUGAUAUGCUACGGCUUGUUACAAUACUUGAACAUAGACUGUCCCAAAGCUCUGAAGAGAUAAUAAAAUCUUGCCUUCGAAGAUUCUUUUUAGUCUACUGCAAUAGCAGCUCCCAGUUGCUUUUCACCCUUUACUCACUGGAAACUUUGUUUUGUAGCCAUCCCUCCCUCUGCCUUUUGAUUUUAGAUAGCUUGUCAGCUUUUUAUUGGAUAGACCGAGCCAAUGGAGGAGAAAGUGUUACUUUACAGGAGUCCACUCUGAAGAAAUGUUCUCAGUUCUUACAGAAACUCGUGAACGAGUACCGCUUAGUUCUUUUUGUAUCGACACAAAGCAUCAUGCAAAAAUCCUCAGACUCAACAGAAGGACCUCUCUCUGCCUCUAAGAGUUCAAGUUGUGAGGACAUAAACUACAGACCCUAUCUGUGCAAGGCAUGGCAACAAAUGGUAAAGCACAGAAUAUUUUUUUCCAAGCAAGAUGAUCCUAAAAGGAGCAACCAAUUUUCCUUAAUUGCACGUCACUUAAAAAGUAACAGUCUUAAAAAACAUUUUUUCAUUAUUGGAGAAAGUGGGGUUGAAUUUUGUUGAUAUGUAUCAUAAAUCAGUCUUU